AUGGACGACGUGAAGGGCUUCUUUCGCUUCAUUAUCAACUCGCCCAAGUAUUCGGGGCAGGACCUGAAGGACUACUGGGUGAACGAGGGUCCCAAGGCCAUUUUCGUGGUCGGCUGGCUGCUCAUCAACGCGGGGCUCAUGGUCGAAAGAGCGGUACACUAUGCCAACCUCAGUCCAGGCCCCUAUGACGUUUUUGGAGGCGCCCUCAUCGCGGCGAGAGCGAGCGCGGUGGCUAUCAAGUUCAACAUGGGGCUCCUCCUCAUUCCGGUGCUCCGUAACUUUCUCUCCUAUCUCCGGGGUACGGUGGUGGGCACCUAUCUGCCCAUCGACAAGUCCAUCGUUUUCCACAGGCGAAUCGCUUGGAUGAUCGCAUUCUUGACGAUCGUUCACGCCACAGCCCACUACGUCAACUACAACACCACCGAGAACUACCCCAACAUCAUCGAGUACAAGGACCGGACGGGGUUCAAGGGCAAUUCCCUGCCCACCACUUGGGAGUCGGCAUGGACCACACUGGCCGGCACCACUGGACACCUGGCGGUGUUGGUGAUGAUCCUGAUCUACACGAGUGCCAUGGAGAGCGUGCGUCGACCCUAUUUCGAGGCCUUCUGGUUCACCCACCACCUGUUCGUCAUCUGGUUCGGACUGCUCGUCGCCCACGGCGCCAUGUCCAACCUCGAGACCACCACCGUUUGGGCCUGGAUUGCCGGUCCACUGCUGGUCUACCUGAUCGAGCGCCUGGUUCGUCUGGUGCGCGGCAACCAGAACACCAUCCUCCAAAAGCUCGUGGGCCAUCCCUCGCGCGUACUCGAGCUGAGGAUGAAGAAGUCGAGCUUCAAGUUCGAGGCGGCGCAGUAUCUCUUCCUCAACUGUCCCUACAUCUCCCGCAACGAGUGGCACCCGUUCACGAUCUCCUCCGCGCCCGAGGAGGACUUCGUGUCGGUGCACAUCCGCGUGGUGGGCGACUGGACCGGCAAGAUGGAGAAGCUCUUCAAUCCCGAGCGCAACCUGGGCGUCGUGGCGGAAAAUGUGCUCACGGCACCCAACGGAAUGCCCAUUCUUCGCAUCGACGGCCCCUUCGGUACGGCCUCCACCGACAUCUUCAAGUUCGAGACCGUCAUGCUCAUCGGCGCCGGCAUCGGCGUGACUCCGUUUGCCUCGAUUUUGAAGACCAUUCGCUUCCGCCUCGAAGCCGCGCUGCAGGACGGUGGUGUUGGGUCCAGUGACGGUCGGCUUCGUUCGGCGGCGCCGAUUUCGGUGACCAAGGUGUACUUCUACCACAUCGUGCGGGAGAAGAACGCGUUUGAGUGGUUCUUCGAGGUGCUGGUCGCGCUGGAGAACGACAACGUCAACAACUUCCUCGAAAUCCACACCUAUCUCACCUCCGUCAAGAGCCUCGACGAGGCCCGCCGUCUUGUUGGCGAAGACGACGCCGCUGUGUUUGGCGACAGGGACCCCGUGACAGGCCUCCGCACUCCGGCGCACUACGGCCGGCCCAACUUCGACGAGAUCUUCAGGACCGUCGCCGACCUGCACCCCGAGGAACACGUCGGCGUCUUCUUCUGUGGCCCGCACUCGCUCUCCAAGCAGCUCUACGGCUUUGCGCGAAGGCAGUCGCGGGCGACCACCACCAAGUUCCACUACCACAAGGAGAACUUCUAA
Messenger RNA from Acanthamoeba castellanii str. Neff, 1662 nucleotides. Its product is annotated as cytochrome b245 heavy chain, putative. Gene Ontology annotation, biological process: defense response; superoxide anion generation. The coding region runs from base 1 to 1662 and encodes 553 amino acids. The record is from RefSeq and is a predicted model, not a curated record. The transcript is spliced from 14 exons. Gene Ontology annotation, cellular component: plasma membrane; NADPH oxidase complex. Gene Ontology annotation, molecular function: superoxide-generating NAD(P)H oxidase activity. NCBI's taxonomy places the organism in Eukaryota, Discosea, Longamoebia, Acanthamoebidae.